This is a messenger RNA of Styela clava, 1183 nucleotides long. The record is from RefSeq and is a predicted model, not a curated record. Lineage: Eukaryota; Metazoa; Chordata; Ascidiacea; Stolidobranchia; Styelidae.
AGCUUUACCUGAUAACCAAGAAAGGUAGCACUUUGUACAGCGAAAAGCAAAUAGAGACGGCCUUUGUGCCAACUAUUAGUAAGACUAAUUGUGCGAAAAUUGUUUAGAAAUCAUUCCGUUUCCGAAAAGCAAACAAUAGCUACAGAUAGCAUGAAAUUUGGUGCAGCCAACAAGUAAAAAUAUAUGUAGUAUAUAUACCAUGGAAAAAUACGCAAAUCCCAUCACUACUCUGUAUCGCACUUCCAAUUUUCGGACUACUAUAUACGAUAUCGGAGAACCUAAAAUGAAGCUACCACAAGAAAGCCUAAAACAGUUUCAGAGCUUCGGCAAUUUGACCCAGUUUGAGAAACUUUUGAGGUCUUGGACAUUAAACGCACCAAGUAAAUUCAAGCUAUGUUUGCGGCCUGCUUUAAUUCCGAAGACUUUAUCGGACUCAAAGUAUUCACCAAGUUUGGAAAAGCACAGCAAAGCGCUGUUAAGAUGUGAUCGGGUAACACCGCAUUUGAGAGAGAAAGAAGGUCUCAAUUUGGCCGCAAUUUUGUGCUGUACAAAUUUUAUUGAAGAUACACGGGAUUAUUACCAAAGAACGGAUUUAAAAUGUGCUCUCAUAAAUAAGGAAGAAAACAGAAAAGAAAAAAGAUACGAAAGUGUCCUCGAUCGACUUGGAGACUCGUCGGGAAAAGUAUUCUCUCUCAGUAGUAUACAUCAACAUCACAAACCAACACCUCCAAAACGACCUGUACUUGUUCCACUUCAAGCUAAAAUUCUUCAAGCGAGGAGAUUAAUAAACGAUGUUAAAAAUGGGAAGCAAAGCAAACGAAAAAAUCUUCCGUUUUUCAAAAAGGUUGUAUUAAGGCAACACUAUGCUGCAAUUCGACAUAAUCGAACAUUGCGUGAGGCUGCCGGUAAAAAGAAGUAGGCUUUUCUGUAUGGGAUGGUUUUGGACUAUGCGGUUAGUCCACAUUCCAAUUGAAAAUGUAGCUCAGCUAUCCAUGAUUCAAGCCCUGAAUAUUCCAACAGUCAACUGAAGACUACAACAUUAUCUUGGGUGCAUCGAUACACCAGGCUAACCACUCCGGAAUACCUCUUGUUUCAUUAUUUAGUUUCAUUAUAAUAUUGUGUAUUUUUGUACGAAAUACCGUAGUUGCAAUAAUUAUAUUUUUAAUAAAAGCUAUUGCAUAAA